AUGCCCUUUCUGGAAAAAAUUAAAAAUUAUUCUACAGAACUGGGUGAUAUAGAGAUGUUACUAAAAAUUCAAGAAGAAACUAACUCUGUUAACGAUGCUUUUUUGGCGUAUCACAAUAUAUGUAGUGUGAAUUAUUUUGCAAAAUACCAAAGGAAAACGAAUCCACCUCCAAGUAAUGAUUGGGCUACGAAACGAGAAGGCCAUAAAAUUGCCAGAGAACGAUUGAUUAAUUAUAUUCAGCAAGAAGUUAUUACAAAUCGACGAGUGAUGUCAUUAGCUCACUUGAAAUAUUGUUAUGCUGAAUUUGUGAAAGAAAUGUAUGAACACUCAAAUUUAGAAGCUACCACAUUCAGCAAUAAAGCUCUUAAGGAUUAUAUACAAACUCAAUUAAGACACAAAAUAUCAUUGGUUAACAUUUCUAAUCAACAAUUUGUUAUAUCAUCUGAAGUAGAUAUUGAAGCAACCGAUGAUGAAGAAAUCAAUUUCAUUGAUAGUGAAGUAUUAAAUGAAGGAGAGUGCGAUGUUCCAAAAUGGUUGGAUUUAUUUUGGACUACUGCUUUGAACGGUAUUGGCAAAGAAAGCUGCGAUCGGGUUCAGAGAUUGUCUUCAUGUUAUUCGCAGGACUCCAUCUACAGUAUUACUAGAGAAGAAGAAUUGAACAUUAUCAAAAGGAACGAUGCAUCUACAGAAGCUCAACAGAAUUUAUCAGUUAAUGUUCGUGAUUUGACUGGCCGUAGAAAACGUUCGUUUGAGGAACAGACAUUUGAAAAUGUACUGUACGCGAAGCAACGUCGUCCAGAAUUUUGGCGUAGUAGUGUAGCGUCACCUGAAGAAAAAAAAUUACAAUUCUUGUCGGACUAG
Molecule: messenger RNA, 861 nt
Organism: Danaus chrysippus (African queen)
Lineage: Eukaryota; Metazoa; Arthropoda; Insecta; Lepidoptera; Nymphalidae
Source: the annotation of a GenBank genome assembly